Molecule: messenger RNA, 582 nt
Organism: Nannizzia gypsea CBS 118893
Lineage: Eukaryota; Fungi; Ascomycota; Eurotiomycetes; Onygenales; Arthrodermataceae
Product: GTP-binding protein rhoA
Exons: 5
Coding region: 1-582 (193 amino acids)
Biological process (GO): small GTPase-mediated signal transduction
Molecular function (GO): GTPase activity; GTP binding
Source: RefSeq, a predicted model, not a curated record
AUGGCCGAGAUUCGUCGUAAGCUUGUCAUUGUUGGCGAUGGUGCCUGCGGAAAGACAUGUUUGUUGAUCGUUUUCUCCAAGGGCACUUUCCCUGAGGUCUACGUCCCAACUGUCUUCGAGAACUAUGUUGCCGAUGUCGAGGUUGAUGGAAAGCACGUCGAGCUCGCCCUGUGGGAUACUGCUGGCCAGGAAGAUUAUGACCGUCUUCGCCCACUUUCAUACCCAGACUCCCACGUCAUCCUGAUCUGCUUCGCCAUCGACUCCCCAGACUCCCUCGACAACGUUCAAGAGAAGUGGAUCUCUGAGGUUCUUCAUUUCUGCUCCGGCCACCCCAUCAUUCUCGUUGGAUGCAAGAAGGAUCUUAGACACGACCAGCGAACUAUUGAGGAGCUGCACAAGACUUCCCAGAAGCCUGUAACCCCUGAGCAGGGUGAGGAGGUCCGCAAAAAGAUCGGCGCAUACAAGUACCUGGAAUGCUCUGCCCGAACAAACGAGGGUGUCCGUGAAGUGUUUGAGUCCGCCACCCGUGCCGCUUUGCUAUCCAAAGAGAAGACCAAAAAGUCCAAGUGUAGGCUUUUGUAA